Molecule: messenger RNA, 2142 nt
Organism: Anguilla rostrata (American eel)
Lineage: Eukaryota; Metazoa; Chordata; Actinopteri; Anguilliformes; Anguillidae
Gene: aspscr1
Product: ASPSCR1 tether for SLC2A4, UBX domain containing
Exons: 17
Coding region: 59-1912 (617 amino acids)
Biological process (GO): glucose homeostasis; intracellular protein transport
Cellular component (GO): nucleus; vesicle membrane; cytoplasm
Molecular function (GO): protein binding
Source: RefSeq, a predicted model, not a curated record
UUUGGAACAGCGCUGUCAUUAAAGUUGAUUCAAACAAACAAUGUGACGUCACAUCACAAUGGCAGCCAGCAGUACGGCCGUGACAGUGCUCGCUCCGAAUGGACGGAGGCAAACUGUAAAAAUCUCCCACAGCACGCCUUUAUUACAGGUUUUGGAUGACGUUUGCAAGAAGCAAGGAUUCUGUCCCGACGACUAUGAUCUCAAGUUCCAGAGAACGGUUUUGGAUCUUUCUCAGCAGUGGCGGUUCGCCAGCCUGCCCAACAAUGCCAAGCUGGAGAUGGUGCCAAGUACCAGGCAGAGAUCUGGCGCGGAGAGCAGGGUGCGGAUCGCUCUGCAUUUGGAGGACGGCUCACGGGUGCAGGACUCCUUCUCCAGUGCUCAGACUCUGUGGGAGCUCAUCAACCACUUCCCCCAGACCAGGGUGCUGGAGCCGCAGCUGUGUGAGGCCACACCCCUCUGCAUCUACAUGAGGGACGAGGUCGCUGGGGUGGAGCCGCUAAAGCAGACCACACUAAAGUCCCUGGGCCUGACCGGGGGGAGCGCUAUCGUCAGGUAUGUUCUAAAAAAGACCAGAUCCCCCGGGGAUGGGGUCUCCAUGGAGACGGCCGCCGGAGCAACGGAAGAAAUCCCAGAAUCCCCCCAGACCUCCUCAGAGUGUGGCCCAACGCCGGAGCCACACCCAGAGCCCCUGGCGUCUGUGGCCCCGCCCCCUCAGAGCCCCGCCCCCUCAGGGCCCUGCCCAGUCAGAGAGGAAGGUGACGGGGACCUGGAGCCCCAGCAGACGGUGCGCCCCAAAACACGGCCGGUACGGAGCCAGCAGGAGGAGGAGGAGGAGCGCCCCGGUCCCAGCGGGACCCGCCCCAGCCAGGACACGCCCCCCGGCCCCAGCAGGACCCGCCCCAGCCAGGACACGCCCCCCGGCCCCAGCAGGACCCGUCCCACCCAGGCCACGCCCCCCAACUUCGUCCCCUUUUCAGGGGGUGGCCAGCGGCUCGGAGGACACCUUGGGCCAGGCCUGGGGAUAAAGGGGGAGGCCUCCCCAAACUACAGCUCCUUACCAGGGGGACCUGUGGGACCCCCCGAAGCCAAGAAACACAAGCCCAGCAGCGAUGCCAAGCGUGCAGACGCCGCCCGGCCCGCAGAGAGGACUGCGGGACACGGGGAGGAGUUUCUGGAGCCUUUGGAAAGGGAGCCCUUGCUGUACCACAUGGAUGCUGUAGCCCAUCGCCGUGACAACAGAGAGGAUCUGCCAGAUGAGUUCUUCGAAGUGACUGUCGACGACAUCAGGAAACGAUUUGCACAGCUCAAGAGUGAAAGGAAGUUGCUGGAGGAGGCUCCACUGAUGACCAAAGCGCUGAGGGAGAGUCGGAUGAGGGAGAAGAUAGAGAGGUACCCCAAGGUGGUGGUGAGGAUCCAGUUUCCAGACAGACAUGUUCUGCAGGGAUUCUUCCGGCCGCUGGAGACAGUUGGCGCUUUGAAGCAGUAUGUGAGAAGUCAUCUAGCGGACCCUCAUCAGUCUUUCUACCUGUUUAUCGCCCCUCCCAAAAGCACCCUUGAUGACCCCACAGUCACGCUGUUUCAGGCUAACCUGUUUCCAGCCGCUCUGAUAUACUUUGGCUCUGAUGUCCAGACAGACUCGUACCUACAGAGGCAGCUGCUUGAGUCCAGUGUGUCCGCUCUACAGGCCGAUGAAGCCAUAGCAGACUGCAUGCCCAGGUCUCCGACCUCAUCAUCUGCCUCGCUGGUUCCGGAAGACUCCUUUCCGCCGCCUGUGGAUUCCCAUGAGCCGGCCAAUCAGCAGGGAUUAGAGGAGCCCCCGCCCCCGCCCCAGCCGGACAGCCAAGCGGCCCCGCCCGUCAGGACGGAUUCCAGCAAGGUGCCCAAGUGGCUCAAACUGCCAGGGAAGAAGUGAAGAGCGAUGCGACACUCUGUCUCCAGUGAGGAGGUCAGAGGUCAGAGUUCAGGGGUCAGGGGGCUGGCAGGGAUAGGGGGAGCUCAGUUGUGAGCCUCAGUGCCGCGCUGCACUUCCGGGUUCCCCGAGGUUUACUUCCUGGUUCAGAGCCGGGGGUGACCUCAGCUCCUCUGUAGAUCUGCUGUGAGUAAGUAGAGAAACCAGCCAAUAAAGAGAGCCUCACAUCAGCA